This is a messenger RNA of Glycine soja, 760 nucleotides long. RefSeq lists its product as uncharacterized. NCBI's taxonomy places the organism in Eukaryota, Viridiplantae, Streptophyta, Magnoliopsida, Fabales, Fabaceae. The transcript has 2 exons. The coding region runs from base 179 to 409 and encodes 76 amino acids. The record is from RefSeq and is a predicted model, not a curated record.
UAAGGAAGGAGUUAGGAGGGUGGUGGUGGAGUUGUGAGGGACUCAAUUUUAGCUUAAUGAGAUAAGGGGACUCAAUAAAAAGGACUCAUCUUCCUUCCACCAUUACCCUCAUCUCACGGAUCUUGCCCCUCUCCCUUUUCUUAUAGAGACCACAUUUAUUCAUUGCAUUCAAAGGGCAAUGGCCUCUUGGAAGAAGACCAUCACAACUCCAUUCAAAAAGGCUUGCACUUUCUUUAACCAGCAACCAACAUCUGCAAGGGAUCAAAAGAAGUCUCAAACAGAGCAAGAGAGGCAAGUAAUGGAUCUGCACGGGGAAGUGAUGGCAUGUGGGUAUGAAGAUGUUCAAGUGAUGUGGUCUAUUCUGGAUAAGUCGAAAUCCACAAACUGCAAUAUAACCUCUUCAACCUGACCCAAUAAAAAAACAAGAAAGUGGCACUUCAGCAAUUAGCGGAUGUUUUUGUAUGCUAAUGUUUAAGGUCAUAAUUGCAUCAUACUAACAUAUCUAUUUGGUAUGAAUGUAAUUCUCAUUCUCAUAGUAGAAAAUGAAAAAUGAUGUGUAGUGUGUAGGUGUUUGAUAUGGUAGGAUUUAACGAGGUGAAGAGAAGAGAAGACGGUGACGGUGUGUUGUAAUUGUAAGUCAAAAUGUGUAGGGAAUCCCCAUGAUUGAUGAGAGAAAAUCAUGGCGAGAUUAUGAUAUGAAGAAAUAUUAGAUUUGAUUCUCUCAAUAGUCAAUGUUAAAAUCUCGAGACUUGCAAAAAUA